AUGCGUCUCCUCAUCCUCGGUGGGACCGGACCUAGCGGGAUCAAACUCAUCGAGGAGGCUCUCGCAUCGUCGCACACUGUCGUCGUAUAUGCCCGUUCGCCUGGGAAGCUCCCUCCGUCCAUCACCGACAGCGUAUCCGUGACUGUCCUUGAAGGACAGCUUACCGAUGCUGAUGCACUGACAAAAGCAAUAGAGGGUGUGGACGCCGUGCUCUCUGCACUGGGACCGGGCGCGUCUCACCCCAGCAACACUCCCCUCGCCCACGCAUACUCCCUCGUCAUCGAUAUCAUGAAGAAACACGGCGUCCGCCGCCUCAUCGCGCUCGGAACGGCGAGCAUCAAGGACGAACACGACAAGUUCAGCGUGACGUUCGCCGCUCUCGUCAGCGGCAUCAUGAUCUUUGCGCAUUCCGCAUACAACGACAUUGUCGCGAUCGGUGACACGAUCAGGUCGCAGGGCGAGGACCUGGAGUGGACGAUCGUCAGAGUGCCUCUGCUCAACAAUCAUGGCACUAGGGAAGUGGUCGCUGGAUAUGUGGGUGACGGGAAGACGAAGACGACCCUGUCUAGAACCGCUUUUGCGGUCUUCAUCAUCGGAGAGCUCGAGAAGAACGAGUGGGGCAAGAAAGCGCCCCUCAUAUGUUCUCCUUGA
This is a messenger RNA of Fibroporia radiculosa, 651 nucleotides long. RefSeq lists its product as uncharacterized. Bases 1 to 651 code for a protein of 216 amino acids. The record is from RefSeq and is a predicted model, not a curated record. NCBI's taxonomy places the organism in Eukaryota, Fungi, Basidiomycota, Agaricomycetes, Polyporales, Fibroporiaceae. The transcript has a single exon.